AUGGAGAAUUUAAAAAGAGAAGAAAAAGAAAUGAAUGAAAAUUUAUAUCAGUUUCAACAACAGCCGCAAUUAGCAAUUAAAGAGGGAUUAGAGAUUGGAGAAUUGCUUUUUUGGAAGGUUUUUAGAAACAAGUUUUUGUUCAAUAAGAUAUUUUCA
Dictyostelium purpureum is the source of this 156-nucleotide messenger RNA. RefSeq lists its product as uncharacterized. Lineage: Eukaryota; Evosea; Eumycetozoa; Dictyosteliales; Dictyosteliaceae. The record is from RefSeq and is a predicted model, not a curated record. The annotation marks the transcript as partial. The transcript has a single exon.